Molecule: messenger RNA, 6792 nt
Organism: Monodelphis domestica (gray short-tailed opossum)
Lineage: Eukaryota; Metazoa; Chordata; Mammalia; Didelphimorphia; Didelphidae
Gene: FAM120A
Product: family with sequence similarity 120 member A
Cellular component (GO): nucleus
Source: RefSeq, a predicted model, not a curated record
CGCCGCUGCCGCUGCCGCCACCGCCGCCGCCGCCGGCCGGCCUUCCCACUUCACCUCAUAGCUGCCGCCGCCGCCGCCGCCGCCUCUCCUGCUCCCGCUCCCGCUCCUCCUCCCGCGCCGCCGCCGCCGCCGCCAUGGGAGUCCAAGGCUUCCAGGAUUACAUCGAGAAACACUGCCCGAGCGCCGUGGUCCCGGUGGAGCUGCAGAAGCUGGCCCGGGGCAGCCUGGUGGGCGGCGGCCGCCAGCGGCCCCCCCAGACCCCGCUGCGCCUCCUCAUCGACGCGGACAACUGCCUGCACCGCCUCUACGGAGGCUUCUACACGGACUGGGUGAGCGGCGGCCAGUGGAACCACAUGCUGGGCUACCUGGCGGCCCUGGCCAAGGCCUGCUUCAACGGCAACAUCGAGCUCUUCGUCUUCUUCAACGGGGCCCUGGAGAAGGCCCGGCUGCACGAGUGGGUGAAGCGCCAGGGCAAUGAGCGCCAGACGGCCCAGCAGAUCGUCAGCCACGUCCAGAACAAGGGGACCCCGCCGCCCAAGGUCUGGUUCCUGCCGCCCGUCUGCAUGGCCCACUGCAUCCGACUGGCCCUCAUCCGCUUCCACAUCAAGGUUGCACAGAGCAUUGAGGAUCAUCAUCAAGAAGUAAUUGCUUUCUGCAGAGAAAAUGGUUUCCAUGGCUUGGUUGCAUAUGACUCUGAUUAUGCAUUGUGCAACAUCCCCUACUAUUUCAGUGCCCAUGCCCUAAAACUGAGCCGUAAUGGGAAAAGUCUCACAACAAGCCAAUAUCUGAUGCAUGAAGUUGCCAAGCAACUGGACCUGAAUCCAAAUCGUUUUCCUAUUUUUGCUGCUCUAUUAGGUAAUCACAUUCUACCUGAUGAAGAUUUGGCUUCCUUUCAUUGGAGUUUACUUGGUCCAGAACAUCCACUAGCCUCACUUAAGUGUAGUUCGCCAGGCCCAGAUGAACUAUAUCCCAGGGUACUGAAAGAUCUGGUGGAUGUGAUUGCUAAGCCACUGUCAGUGAUGUUUGAAAGUCCAUGGAGAACAAGAGAGGUACGGGCUCACCAGCUAGUUUUACCACCUUGUGAUGUAGUGAUCAAAGCUGUUGCUGACUAUGUUCGUAAUAUUCAGGAUACCACUGAUUUGGAUGCCAUAGCUAAAGAUGUAUUUCAGCAUUCACAGUCUAGAACAGAUGACAAAGUUACUCGAUUUAAGAGAGCAGUUGCAUAUUAUUCAGCGACUAGUAAGCCUAUGCCAUUUCAUCCACAACAUUACUUAGCCAGACCAAAUCAGUUUGGAAUGCCUGGGAUAGUGCCACCGUAUGUUCCCCCUCAGAUGCUUAACAUUCCACAGACCUCUAUACAAGCAAAACCUGUUGCCCAGCAGAUGUCUAGCCCAGGUGGUGCUCCAGGUCAGGGUCCAUACCCAUAUAGCCUUUCUGAGCCGGCUAUUACCUUGGAAACAAGUGGAAAAAAUUUGUCUGAGCAGAACAACUAUAGUAACAUUCCUCAUGAAGGAAAACAUACUCCAUUGUAUGAACGAUCCUCUCCAAUAAAUCCAGCUCAGAGUGGUAGCCCUAACCAUGUGGAUUCAGCUUAUUUUCCUCCCUCUUCAACAUCAUCAUCAUCUGAUAAUGAUGAAGGCAAUGGAGGAACUACAAACCAUGUCAGUGGGAACAAAGUUGGCUGGGAAAAGACAGGAAACCAGUCAGAAACUCAAGCACGUGGAGAUCCAGGAGACCAAACAAAGGCAGAAGGUUCCUCUACUGCCUCUUCAGGAAGCCAGAUAGCUGAAGGGAAAGGGAACCAAGCCAACACUGCACAAAUCCCCUGCCUUUUAUCAAUGCCCACCAGGAACCACAUGGAUAUUACCACACCUCCAUUACCUCCUGUUGCACCAGAAGUAUUGAGAGUAGCGGAGCACAGGCACAAGAAGGGGUUAAUGUAUCCCUACAUCUUUCAUAUUCUGACAAAGGGUGAAAUCAAAAUUGCUGUUUCUAUUGAAGAUGAAGCCAACAAAGACCUGCCUCCUGCUGCUCUGCUUUAUAGGCCAGUUCGUCAGUAUGUUUACGGAGUCCUGUUUAGUUUGGCAGAAAGCAGAAAGAAAACUGAAAGACUUGCUUUUAGAAAGAACAGACUUCCACCAGAAUUUUCACCAGUGAUAAUUAAAGAAUGGGCUGCUUACAAAGGAAAAUCUCCCCAAACACCAGAACUGGUGGAAGCACUUGCAUUCAGGGAGUGGACCUGUCCCAACCUGAAGAAACUAUGGCUGGGGAAAGCAGUAGAAGAUAAGAAUAGAAGAAUGAGAGCAUUUUUGGCCUGUAUGAGAUCAGAUACACCAGCAAUGCUCAAUCCAACUAAUGUGCCCACUCACCUUAUGGUGCUCUGCUGUGUAUUACGGUAUAUGGUGCAGUGGCCAGGAGUACGGAUACUGCGUCGCCAGGAACUUGAUGCCUUCCUGGCUCAAGCAUUGUCUCCCAAACUUUAUGAGCCUGAUCAGCUACAGGAGCUCAAGAUUGAGAACCUAGAUCCACGAGGAAUUCAGCUGUCAGCUCUGUUCAUGAGUGGUGUGGACAUGGCACUCUUUGCAAAUGAUGCUUGUGGACAGCCAAUUCCUUGGGAGCACUGCUGUCCUUGGAUGUAUUUUGAUGGAAAACUUUUCCAAACCAAACUCAUCAAAGCAAGCCGGGAGAAAAUUCCACUCAUUGACCUCUGUGAUGGUCAGGCUGAGCAGGCUGCCAAGGUAGAAAAGAUGCGCCAAAGCAUCCUGGAAGGAUUAAAUUUUUCCCGGCAGAAUCAUCCACUCCCUUUUCCACCUCCUCCUGCUCUGCCUUUCUAUCCAACUUCAAUGUACCCUCGACACUUUGGGCCAGUCCCACCACCUCAGGGCAGGGGUAGAGGUUUUGCUGGAGUCCAACCUAUUCCUUCUCAGGGAGGGAAAUUAGAAAUAGCUGGCACUGUUGUUGGCCAUUGGGCUGGAAGCAGAAGGGGACGGGGUGGACGAGGGCCUUUCCCUCUACAAGUGGUUUCUGUAGGAGGACCAGCAAGAGGGCGUCCAAGAGGAGUUAUUUCCACACCAGUGAUUAGAACAUUUGGAAGAGGCGGAAGGUACUAUGGAAGAGGUUAUAAAAGCCAGGGAGCAAUUCAGUGGAAAAGAAAUGGAAACUGAGGGGAUGCCCAUCAACUGGGGAAUGGCAGAGCAAGUUGUGAUAUAUGAUUGUAAUGGAAUACUGCCGUGCUUUAAGAAAUGAUGAGAAGGAUGAUUUAAGAAAAGACUGGAAAGAUCUACAUGAACUAAUGAUAAAAAGUAAUGUGAGAAGAACUAGGAGAACAUUGUACACAGUAACAGCAAUAUUAUAUGAUGAACAUCUAUGAAUGACUUAGCUAUUCCUAGAAAUACAGUGAUUCAAGAAAAUCCUCAAGGACUCCUGAUGAAAAAUGCCAUCUGACUCCAGAGAAAGAACUGAUGGAGUCUGGAUACAAACUGUGACAUACUAUAUUUCACUUUAUUUCUUCAAUUUUUUUGUUGUUGUUUGAUUUCCCUUUCACAAAAGGAUUAAUAUGGAAACAUUUUACACUCAUAAACAUGUAAAAUAAAUAUUAAAUAGCUUACUGUCUCAGAGAGGAGGGAGGUGAGUGGGUAAGAAUUUGGCUCAUUUAAAAAUAUGGAGGUUAAAAUGUCUUUUCUUAUAAUUGAAGGGGGAAAUAUGUGUUAAAUCUUAUGUUAACCUCACAAUGGCCCCAUGAUAUUUGAAUUGUUUCUUUCUGGCUACUUGUAGUAUUAUCUCCUUAACCUGGGAGCUUUAGAAUUUGACUAUAAUAUUCUUGGGAUUUUUUUUUUGGUGAUCUCUUUCUGGAGAUGAUCAUUGGAUUCUUUAUAUUUCAUUUUACUUUCUGAUUCUAGGAUAUUAAGGAAGUUCUCCUUGGUAAUUUCUUGAAAUACGCUAUCCAUGUUCUUUUUUUUAAAUCAUAUCUUUCAUUUGGUCGAUUAAUUCUUUAUUUUUCUCCUUGAACUAUUUUCCAAGUAGGUUGUUUUCCCAGUAAGAUAUUUACAUUUUCUUUGAUUUUUUUUUCCCAUUCUUUGGAUUGUGCUUUAUUGUUUCUCGAUACCUCAUGGAGUCAUUAGCUUCCAUUUGCCCAAUUCUAAUUUUAAGGAAUUGUUUUCUUCAAUGAGCUUCUUUACCAAGCUGUUGAUUCUUUUUUCAUUAUUUUCUUGCAUGGUUCUUACUUCUUUUCCCAAUUUUUCUUCUCUUUGAUGUUUAAAGACCUGUUUUUAACUGCUUCUAAAAGUUCUUUUUGGGUCUGACUCCAAUUCACAUUGUUCUUUGAGGUUUCACUUGUAGCUAUUUUGACACUAUUCUUUUCUAGAUUUGUACCAUGAUCCUUCCUAUCACUAUCCUAACUUUCUAUAAUUAGGCUCUAAUUUUUUAUUUUGGUUCAUUUUUCCAGUUUAUUAUGUAACUAUUCACUCUAUAUUAAAGUUGGCCUCUAUUCCUUGGUUGGAGAGGUCACUGUCCCAAGCUGCUUCUUGUAGGCUAUGGGGCCUUGUUUCUAGCUUACAGGAUCUUUAGGGGAUACCUGCUGGCUUGUACUAGUGGGAAGCUUCACUGCCUGCUUGCAUAGUGGAGGGCCUGACUGCUAUCUUGGUCUCAUUGGUAUCUUAUUCAGGGUUGAGUACUUGCUGCUCUAGGAAUGGGGCCAUGGCUGCUGGCUUCCAUGGUAGAGGGCAUUGCUAGUGGCCUGCAUUGGCAGCAGGGCUGCUGUAGGCUAAGAUCCAGUUGGAGGCCUUCCUUACUGACCCUCACUGGGACUAGGCCUGCUGUUGGCUUGCUUUGGAUUAAGACCUCUCUGGUGUGUGAGCAGGUCUGUGGCCAUCACCAUCUGAGGUGCUCUGGAUCCCUGAUCUAGUGUCACUGCACUCCCCUCUCAUUCUAGGGAGACAAACCUUUUCCUACUGAUUCUCCAAUCUUUUCUGGAUUGAAGAACUACUUCAUUGCUCCAAAAUUUGGUGAAAGGCUUUGUUUUAAAGUUAUUUGGAUGGGGGCAACUAGGUGUUUGAUAGAGAGCCAAGCCCAAAGACAAGAGGUCCUGGGUUCAAAUCUAGAUUCAGACACUUCUUAGCUGACCCUGAGCAAGUCAUUUAACCCCCAUUGCCUACCUCUUACUGUUCUUCUGCCUUGGAACCAAUGACACAGUCUUGAUUCCAAGAUGAAAGGUAAGAGUUAAAAAAAAUUGUUUGGAGGAGAAUUUUGGAGAGAUCUGGCAUCUUGACACAGGAAGUCUAAUUUUACUUUUAAAGAUUAAUUUACUUUUCUGCUAUUGGGUUAUUUUAAAAUUUUAUUCCCAGCUUAUAUGCUAAUACAAUUUUUAAUAAUCAUUUUCUGACAUCAUGAUCCAAAUUCUCUCCCUCCCUCUUCGCUCUCCCUACCCCAGGAUCGCAGGUAAUAUGAUAUAUCAUGCAAUAUAUAUUGCCAUUGUUGUUAUUAUUUACUACAUUUCCUAGUUCUGCUCACUUCACUUUGCAUCAUUUAAUAUGUCUUUCCAAGCUUUACCAUCAUAUACUAAAACUGGUUUAGCCAUUCUUGAAAUGAUGAACAUUUAGUUUCAAGUUCUUUGCCAACACAAGAAGAAUUGCUAUACAUAUCUUUGUACAAGUAUGUCCUUUCCCCCCAUUUUUUAUCUCUUUGGGAUCCAGACCUAGUAGUAGUAUUGCUGGGUCUGACAUUGAGUUAUUUUAGAUUUCUAUUCCUUAUUCUGUUUAUAAAGGUAUUUUGUAUUUUUGUUGUACAUUUGGUUCGCUUGGGCAAAACAAUUUUGUAUAAUUUUUUCUUCAUUUAUUGUGAAUUAUUUUUCAUUUUUGUUAUUAAAACUUGAUUUCUUUUUUAAAAUUAUAUUAGCUAUUAAUUUUUAAAGUACUAUCUAAUGUUAUCUAUCAAAACAAUGAAUUUUUUAUUUAAAAUUUUGUUUUUUGUCCUUUUCCAUUUUUAGAAUUCCCAUUUUUCAUUGGGGGGCUCAUUUUUUUUAUUGUUAUUGUUAUAGUCACAAUUCAUUGAUCUUUCUUUUGCUGGUAAAAGUGUUUAAAGAUACAAAUUAUUCCUUGAGGAAUGGUUUGAUUGCAUCCUAAAAGUUUUGUUAUGCUGUUUAAUUGUUUUCAUUUUCUACCCCAAAGAGAUAAUAAGGAAAAAAAAUGUACAAAAAUAUUCAUAGCUGCACUCUUUGUGGUGGCCAAAAAUUGGAAAAUGAGGGGAUGCCCUUCAAUUGGGGAAUGGCUGAACAAAUUGUGGUAUAUGUCGGUGAUGGCAUACUAUUGUGCUCAAAGGAAUAAUAAAGUGGAGGAAUUCCAUAGGGACUGGAACAACCUCCAGGAAUUGAUGCAGAGUGAGCGGAGCAGAACCAGGAAAACAUUAUACACAGAGACUGAUACACCGUGGUACAAUCGAAUGUAAUAGACUUCUCCAUUAGUGGUAAUGCAAUGACCCUGAACAACUCGGAGGAAUCUACGAGAAAAACCACUAUUCACAUCCAGAGGAAACACUGCAGGAGUAAAAACACCAAAGAAAAACAACUGCUUGAAUACAUGGGUCAAAGGGAUAUGGUUGGGGAUGUAGACUCUGAAUGAAUAUCCUAGUGUAAACAACAACAUGGAAAUAGGUUCUGAUCAGGGACACAAGUAAUACCCAAUGAAAUUGUGCGUUGGCUGCGGGAAGAGUGGGUGGAGGGGAGGGAGGGAAAUAAUGUGAUUAUUGUAACCAAGGAAUAAUGUUCUAAAUUGACUAAAUAAACUUAUUCAAAUGGAA